Tribolium castaneum (red flour beetle) is the source of this 5111-nucleotide messenger RNA. RefSeq lists its product as uncharacterized. The transcript has 3 exons. The record is from RefSeq and is a predicted model, not a curated record. The coding region runs from base 130 to 456 and encodes 108 amino acids. Lineage: Eukaryota; Metazoa; Arthropoda; Insecta; Coleoptera; Tenebrionidae.
AUUUUUACUGGAAUGAUUCUUCAAAUCAAACACAAACUUUAUCUCCAAUCACUUGAAGUGUUUUUCCAAUAAAAUUGAUAUAAAUUCACCUAAUCCUAACACCAGCCUAGUCUAUCUAAACCCACAAGCAUGUUAAGACUAGUUAUUCUAGCCACGUGCUUAACCCUUGGCCAUUUUGCCGACCAUGACACUUUCAAAAACUGCUCCCGUGUGGAAUUUUGCAAUACGUUACGAAACCGCCAACCCUUCGACAAAUACGCAGUCGACCCCUCAACCAUCACAAUCGACGACAAUGGCAGCGUAAAAAUGACUCUAAAAGCAAAAAAAGGCUCCGACCUCCAACUGGAACUCCUGGCCCUAGUCGACCGCACCUUCCGCCUGCGAAUAAAAGAAACAGCUUCGACACGAUACGAACUCCACGACGUUCUGGUCGCCGAGCCCCAACUAGCCCAGUAAGUUGCAGUACUGGGAUAAGUACCACCUAAGCAAGCUUCCAGCAACAAGACAAUUACGUGACCAUCCAAGUUGGCGAGACCACCGCCCAGAUUUUCUACGAGCCGUUCGUUGUCAACUUUUACCUGGUGCAAGUGCACCAGGUGGUGAUUGACUAAUAAGAUUUUACAUUUGUCAAAAUUUUCGAUUUGAGAGCUUUUUCAAAUUGUUAUCGUCAUUUAUUUUGAAAAUUCAAGGCUAACUUGAUUUUUUUUAAAUGGUACGAAACGUCAAAUUUAAUCAUUUUUAAAAGAUCAUUUUUUUCUGAAUUCAAUGAUGUAACAUGAUACCCACCUUUACUUUUAUUAAAAUGUAAAAAAAUAAAAAUUCAAAAAUUUUCUGGAAUAGUAAAACUAAGUUAGCUUUGAAAAUACUGUUAUUAGCGAUGUCUGUCACUUGUAUAUUAGCCAAAAAUUAAACUUGGGUGCAAUAAUUAGUUUAAUAAUAGUACAUUUACGUAAAACUGAGCGAAAAAAAUUCUCAUGUUGGUUUAUCAUGGAGACAGAAAACCAAGCAAUUAGUGGAAAUCAGUUUGAACAUCGUUUGCAGCAUAAAAAUCAAGUAUUCCGUGUUUAAAAUUUCUUAAUUAAAACGUUAAAAGUGUUAUUUUAACAAUUAUUUUUAACUUUUACUUAUUUUUUGGUUAAUGAGCUAACGACAGAUAAAGACAACAUUUCCAAGGCUAACAAGAUUUUACAUUUUUCAAAAUUUUCGAUUUUUUUUAAGUUUCGAUUAAAGUAAGGUAUGCAUGUGUUGUACCAUAGAACUCAGAAAAAAAUGCUCUUCUCAAAAAUAUUAAAUUUGACCCUUGUUGCUAUUUAAAAAAAUCAAGUUAGCCUUGUAUCCGAAGAACAAAUGGAGAUAGAAAUUUAAUAAACAUCUGAAACGAUACAAUUUGUAUACUCUUAAGCAUAUACCAAAUUUUAAUAAGUUUAGCAUAAAAUAACAAAAAAGUGGCAUUAUUUUGUUUUUUUAUUAUCAGUAAAUUGUUUUUGAGCGAAAAUGACGAAAUCUUUGCUUAUUCUGCAAAAUAUUCAUCAAUUUUCAUUAAAUUCAUUAUGGUUUCGGAUGAGGAACACACUUAUUUUGCCAAAUUUUAUAAAAAAAAUAAUAUAAAAAGUAAAUAAUAAUAAUAAACAAAUAAUUAUGGAAUCUAUCGUAGUAAUAAAAAAUUAGGCUACCUGGUACAAUGUGUUUUUAAAUGAUUCUCGAAUCUAGUUAACUAUCUUUUGUUUUCUUUCUUCUUUGUUCAGUCUUUUUGGCUUACAUUCACUACCUUUCUUAAAAUUUCUACACUUCUGUCAUCUUUAAUUUAAUUUAAUACAUAAAAAAACAAUUCAUAAAAGAAAAAAAUAUUUAUUUCAAAGAAACAAAAACUAAAUAUACAGAGUCGCUAAAAAGUAUGGAUACAGUUAAAUAUUUUCAGAACGGUUUAACAGAAAACCUUGAAAUUUGGGGAACAGUUCAAGUGUUUAAAUUCUAUCAUUUGAGAGCUUUUUCAAAUUUUUAUCGUCAUUUAUUUUGAAAAUUCAAGGCUAACUUGAUUUUUUUUAAAUGGCACGAAAGGUCAUUUUUUAAAGAUCAUUUUUUUCUGAAUUCAAUGAUGAAACAUGAUACCCACCUUUACUUUUAUUGAAAUGUAAAAAAAUAAAAAUUAAAAAAUUUUCUGGAAUAGUAAAACUAAGUUAGCUUUGAAAAUACGUUAUAGGCGAUAUCCGCAACUUGUCUUUUAGCCAAAAAUUAAACUUGGGUGCAAUAAUUAGUUAAAUAAUAGUACAUUUAAGUAAAACUGAGCGAAAAAAAUUCUCAUGUUGGUUUAUCAUGUAGACAGAAAGCCAAGAAGUUAGUGGAAAUCAGUUUGAACAUCGUUUGUAGCAUAAAAAUCAAGUAUUCCGUGUUUAAAAUUUCUUAAUUUAAACGUUAAAAGUGUUAUUUUAACAAUUAUUUUUAACUUUUACUUAUUUUUUGGUUAAUGAGCUAACGACAGAUAAAGACAACAUUUCCAAGGCUAACAAGAUUUUACAUUUUUCAAAAUUUUCGAUUUUUUUUAAGUUUCGAUUAAAUUAAGGUAUGCAUGUGUAAUACCAUAGAACUCAGAAAGAAAUGCUCUUCUCAAAAAUAUUAAACUUGACCCUUGUUGCUAUUUAAAAAAAAUCAAGUUAGCCUUGUAUCUGAAGAACAAAUGGAGAUAGAAAUUUAAUAAACAUCUGAAACGAUACAAUUUAAGCAUAUACCAAAUUUUAAUAAGUUUAUCAUAAAAUAACAAAAAAGUGGCAUUAUUUUGUUUUUUUAUUAUCUGUAACUUGUUUUUGAGCGAAAAUGACGAAAUCUUUGCUUAUUCUGCAAAAUAUUUCAUCAAUUUUCAUUAAAUUUAUUAUGGUUUCGGAUGAGGAACACACUUAUUUUGCCAAAUUUUAUAAAAAAAAUAAUAUAAAAAGUAAAUAAUAAUAAUAAACAAAUAAUUAUGGAAUCUAUCGUAGUAAUAAAAAAUUAGGCUACCUGGUACAAUGUGUUUUUAAAUGAUUCUCGAAUCUAGUUAACUAUCUUUUGUUUUCUUUCUUCUUUGUUCAGUCUUUUUGGCUUACAUUCACUACCUUUCUUAAAAUUUCUAUACUUCUGUCAUCUUUAAUUUAAUUUAAUUUAAUACAUAAAAAAACAUUUCAUAAAAGAAAAAAAUAUUUAUUUCAAAGAAACAAAAACUAAAUAUACAGAGUCGCUAAAAAGUAUGGAUACAGUUAAAUAUUUUCAGAACGGUUUAACAGAAAACCUUGAAAUUUGGGGAACAGUUCAAGUGUUUAAAUUCUAUCAUUUGAGAGCUUUUUCAAAUUUUUAUCGUCAUUUAUUUUGAAAAUUCAAGGCUAACUUGAUUUUUUUUAAAUGGUACGAAAGGUCAAAUUUAACCAUUUUUAAAAGAUCAUUUUUUUCUGAAUUCAAUGACGUAAAAUAAUACCCACCUUUACUUUUAUUGAAAUGUAAAAAAAUAAAAAUUCAAAAAAUUUCUGGAAUAGUAAAACUAAGUUAGCUUUGAAAAUACUGUUAUUAACGAUGUCUGUCACUUAUAUAAUAGCCAAAAAUUAAACUUGGGUGCAAUAAUUAGUUUAAAAAUAGUACAUUUAAGUUAAAAUGAGCGAAAAAAAUUCUCAUGUUGGUUUAUCAUGGAGACAGAAAGCCCAGAAGUUGGUGGAAAUCAGUUUGAACAUCGUUUGUAGCAUAAAAAUCAAGUAUUCCGUGUUUAAAAUUUCUUAAUUAAAACGUUAAAAGUGUUAUUUUAACAAUUAUUUUCAACUUUUACUUAUUUUUUGGUUAAUGAGCUAACGACAGAUAAAGACAACAUUUCCAAGGCUAACAAGAUUUUACAUUUUUCAAAAUAUUCGAUUUUUUUUAUGUUUCGAUUAAAUGAAAGUAUGCAUGUGUUAAACCAUUGAACUCAGAAAAAAAUGCUCUUCUCAAAAAUAUUAAAUUUGACCCUUGUUGCUAUUUAAAAAAAAUCAAGUUAGCCUUGUAUCCGAAGAACAAAUGGAGAUAGAAAUUUAAUAAACAUCUGAAACGAUACAAUUUAUAUACUCUUAAGCAUAUACUAAAUUUUAAUAAGUUUAGCAUAAAAUAACAAAAAAGUGGCAUUAUUUUGUUUUUUAUUAUCAGUAACUUGUUUUUGAGCGAAAAUGACGAAAUCUUUGCUUAUUCUGCAAAAUAUUCAUCAAUUUUCAUUAAAUUCAUUAUGGUUUCGGAUGAGGAACACACUUAUUUUGCCAAAUUUUAUAUAAAAAAAUAAUAUAAAAAGUAAAUAAUAAUAAUAAUAAUAAACAAAUAAUUAUGGAAUCUAUCGUAGUAAUGAAAAAUUAGGCUACAUGGUACAAAUGAUUCUCGAAUCUAGUUAACUCUGUAAUUGGUUUACAUAUAAAAAAAUUGAGCAGAGCACUCAAUUGUCAAUAAAUGUCAAGUAUGUCAGUUGAGAAAUUCAAUUAAAUUCUUUUAAAUAUUUCGUCAAAAUGCUACACCGUGUAAGAAACCACUUUUAUUAUCGAUGUUUAUUUCCGAACUGGAGACUUUGUCUAAAUGCCUAUCAUUAGUUAUAUGAAGCGGCAUUUUCUAAUUUUACAUGAGAAAUUCACAGACGACUAGAUGACAAUCGUUUAAAAAAAUCAAGUUAGCCUUGUAUCCGAAAAACAGAUGGAGAUUGAAAUAUAAUAAACAUCUGAAACGAUACACUUAAGCAUAUACCAAAUUUUACUGUAUAGAAUUAACAAAAAAUACUUCAAUAAUUUUUGUCUUCUAUCUCGUAUAAUCUAUUUUCUAUUUUUUCUAUCCUCUGUUUGUUUUAUAUGUUAUCUUUAUUUUUUAUUUUUCAUUAUUUGUUCUAUUUUCUAUUUUUUUUUUCACUUCGGAUUUAUUUUACAAUUAUGAUUUUUUAUGGUUCGUUCGUUUGACUUUUUGGGCUUCUUUUGGUCAUAAAUGUUAUCAAAAUCUAGUGAUAAAAACCAGAUAACGGUAUUUCAUAACGAUGUAUUUGUUAGUUAGGUUUUUGAAAUGAUUUUGUUUAGGAAAACAAUUACGAAAAACUUGUUCACAUUAAUCUUAUAUUGUAAUUAUUUUGUUCAAAUAUAUUUUUACUUUUGCAA